UGGCAUUUGCAAAUAAUAAUAAUAAUAAUAUAAUUCGGUUACACCGUUACAGCCACUCAGUUUUUGUACAAACCAAGCAGAAAACGCAGCAAACUAACAGGGCCACAUUCACCAGCCAAAUUUUUUUUUUUUUUUUAUAAACCCGCACUCCGAAUCCCUCCCCUGCCAAAGCUUUCUAAAAUCUCUUCUGCUCUCCCUCCCAUUCAAACACUCUGCUCAAUCAAUCCUUCAUUUCGUCGAUUUCCUCUGUAACUCGUAAAUUUAGAAGAAAUUAGGAAAGCAGAUCGAGGAAGGGGGGAGUAUAUAUAGAUAAUAUAAAAUGGAAGAAGCAGGAAAGCCUCUGCUCGAGGGCGCCGACGAGAAGGGGCGGUCAGGCGAGUGCAGCAGCAGCAGCAGCUGUAUUCCCGGUACCGGAGGCAGAAAAUCGUCGUCGUCGGCGGCGGCGGCGGUCAACCCCGCGGUCAUCUUCAGCACUUUCAUCGCCAUUUGUGGCUCCUUCUGCUACGGCUGUGCUCUGUCCUACUCAUCACCGGCGCAAUCGGGAAUAAUGCAAGAUUUGGGGCUAUCCAUUGCUGCUUACUCAGCUUUCGGGUCAAUGUUGGAGAUCGGAGGGAUGAUCGGUGCCCUGUUCUGUGGCAGAAUUACUGCUUUGCUUGGCAGGAAAUACACAAUGUGGCUGGCACAGAUAUUUUGCAUUAUUGGCUGGCUCGCCCUUGCAGUUGCCCAAGUACGCAACACUUCCCAACAUUUUGCACUUGUCUUUGUAAUAGAGCAACUUUGUUGCUAUGAAAUGUCAUCUUCAACGUCUAUAACUAUAAGUCUCAUAUUAUCUUGCUUUUCUGGGUUUUUAUGUGGUAGAAGAGAUUGUUAUUUGUUUUUUCUCUGGACCUAAAAUCUUCGUAGAUAUUUGAUUGCUCACGAGUGAUAGGAUGCUGCAUAGCUAUAAAACAGUUUCGUAUUCGCGGCCUCCUAGUGUCCAUUAUUUUUCUAAUGAAAGUAAAAUAUAACUUUGUUAUUUGGUCAAUCGUUCGCUGAAAGCGGUAGAUAAUUUAUUAGAAACAAUCUACUGUUUCCAAAAAAGUAGAUUGUAAGUUGAAGGUAAGUGUGUCAUCCAGUCAACCAUUUUUGUCUCGGUAGUGGUCGACCUCUUGUUGAAAGCAGUCAAUCAAUUUUGAGAAACGACAGCCCGACUGGUCAAAGCAAUCGAUCAGUUGGUUGAAGCUGUUGACCGAUUGUCUGAAGCGGUUGACCUUUUCUUCAAAUCACACGAUGACUCCAAAUCACUAGAGGCAUAUAUACCUUUUUUUAGAAACGUUUCCUAAAAAACGUAAUUUGAUCCCACAGAGUGAGUGGUGGCUGAUUAUGGGAAGGAUGUCCAUGGGUCUUGGAGUUGGGUUCAUCACUUAUGUGGUCCCAGUUUACGUUGCAGAGAUUACACCCAAGGAGUCCAGAGGCUCAUUCUCAUUCGCUAACCAGUUGCUAGUAACCAGCGGGUUUGCAAUAACCUAUGCCGUUGGGACUGUGGCUUCCUGGCGCACCCUGGCGUUGCUUGCUAUUAUUCCUGGAAUCGUGCAACUGAUCGGGCUGUUCUUCAUCCCCGAGUCCCCAAGAUGGCUAGCGAACGCUGGAAGGGUGAAGGAGUUUCGAGCAGCAUUGCAGUACUUGCGGGGCAAGGAUGCAGAUAUUUCAGCAGAAGAAGAAGAAAUCCAGGCCUCUGUGGAUGACAUGAACAAUGGUCCAAAAGCAAGAAUGGUGGACAUUUUCCAGAGAAAAUAUGCUUAUGCCCUCACUGUUGGACUAGGCCUAAUGUUCCUCCAACAACUGGGAGGAAACUCUGGAGUUGCAUACUAUGGUAGCAGCAUCAUUGAGAAAUCAGGGUUCCCAAUCAACAUUGGAACUAUAGUAAUGUCUCUGAUUCAGAUUCCAAUCUCAGCUGUUGGCGUAGCGUUAAUGGAUAUCAGCGGAAGAAGAGCUCUCCUCAUGGUUUCUGCAGGUGGGAUGGGGAUAUCUGCCUUCCUUGUGGGAUUAUCUUUCGUAUUACAGGGACUCAACCUUUUCAAAAAGGUCACUCCAAUUCUGACUGUAAUUAGCAUCACUGGACAUAUAGGAUCAUUUGCGAUUGGGAUGGGAGGAAUCCCAUGGAUCAUCAUGUCUGAGAUAUUCCCCAUGAGUGUGAAGGCUCUGGCUGGCACUCUGGUCACAUUAGUCAAUUGGUCGUCGUCCUGGAUGGUAACCUACUCUUUCAAUUUCAUGAUGCAAUGGAGCCCUGCAGCCACUUUCUUCAUUUUUGCGACUGGGAGUGCUGCAACAGUUGCGUUCACCUGGAAGCUAGUUCCAGAGACCAAGGGAAGAACAUUGGAAGAGAUUCAAGCGUCGAUGACAACUCUUCGCUAAGAACUACUUCACCGCAAAAAAAAAAAAAAAAAAAUUCCUCCUCCCUACAAGUUCUCGGAUAAGGAGUAGAAACGUAUUUAUAUAUUUAAUUGGAUUAGUUAAUGGUCAUACCAGUCUUUGUACUAUGCAAAGAUAACAAAUGACCCUGUACUAAUUUUCAUAUGGAAAAGCCCUUGUAAUAAUAUAUAAGUUAAAUAACAAAUGAGUUAUUUCGUUAAUUUGAACUCGAAAUGCUUAAUAUGCCCUUAGAAUCUGAUCUCUCCAAUGCCCAUACUUCUCCUAAGUGAUAAUGAAUGUCAAACAAAG
Molecule: messenger RNA, 2700 nt
Organism: Linum tenue
Lineage: Eukaryota; Viridiplantae; Streptophyta; Magnoliopsida; Malpighiales; Linaceae
Source: the annotation of a GenBank genome assembly